Messenger RNA from Peronospora belbahrii, 3954 nucleotides. The record is from the annotation of a GenBank genome assembly. Lineage: Eukaryota; Oomycota; Peronosporomycetes; Peronosporales; Peronosporaceae.
AUGGAUAAUUACCAUAUUUUAGAACGUAUUGGCGAAGGUUCUUUUGGUAAAGUCUAUCGUGGACGACGUAAAUAUUCUGGACAUAUUGUUGCGCUUAAAUUCGUGACAAAACAGGGUAAAAGUGCUCGCGAACUACACAAUCUGCGUCAAGAAAUUCAAAUUCUGCAACAGCUGGAACAUUGCAAUAUUAUUGCCAUCAUGGAUUUUUUUGAAACAGACCGCGAGUUUUGUAUUGUGACAGAAUAUGCGCAAGGUGAUUUAUUUCAAAUUUUAGAAGAUGAACAGAAAUUACCAGAAUUAGUGAUUCAAAAAAUCACCAUCCAACUACUUCAAGCUUUAUCCGUCCUCCAUGCAAAUUGUAUCAUUCAUCGCGACCUAAAACCUCCAAAUAUCCUCAUUGGAUCAAAGGAACAGAUUAAAGUAUGUGAUUUUGGAUUUGCACGUGCUAUGCCAGAUGAUUCAAGUAUCCUCAAGUCGAUUAAAGGUGUGAUUCUAUAUGAACUUGCAGUUGGAAGACCACCAUUUGAUACCGAUAAGAUUGUAGCGCUGAUGCAAAUGAUUAUUUGUGAAGAUAUCAAGUAUCCAGCAACAAUGUCAAUGAAUUUUCAAAGCUUUUUAAAAGGGUUACUGAAGAAAGACCCGAGUGAAAGAUUAACGUGGCCGGAGAUUUUUAAACAUCCAUUUGUGCAGGAAACACCGGACCAAGUGGAGACACGACUUCAACUGGAACGUCAAGUACGUGCUUUGCCACGUUUUUUUCAAGAUAAGGAGAAAUGUGAGAAGGAGGAGGAAGAAGUAGAAGAAGAGAAGGAGGAGGAGGAAGAAACGGUCAAGCCGAUCAUUGAACGUCUUCAUUUGUGUGAUGAAUGGAAUCGAUGCGAUCCAGAAAUAGGAAAGCACUUGCCGACACCGGAGCUGUCGGAGCAAGAUGAUAUCACGUUUGAUCAAGUUUUAUCGACGAAUCAAAGUAGCAGUCAUAGUCCUUUUGUAUCACUUGAGACGAACAAGUCAGCAGCUCACUUUGAGACUUUUCUCGGUGUGUGGGAUCGAAGCAGUAAAGAAAUGGAUGUGAAGAACGUGGACGCAGAGCUUAUGGCUACACCAUGGUUCACCAAUGCUGUGAGUCUGCUACCUGCAAUACCUUACCAGGAGCUUACAAACGAUACGACGAUCAAGAUUGGAUCACUUUUACAUCUCUUGAAUCGCUCUUUGGUGCUUGUGCUAAACAAUAUUGACAGUAUAGUCGACUUCAGUGGUUUGCUUGAAAUCAAUAACAACCUGCAUCGUUUUCUGACUCACCUAGUAGAUGCCAGCGAGGAAAUGAUUGCCAACAAGGAGCAAGUAAGUGACGUCAUCUAUAAGAGUGUGCGAUGCUGUAUGACAUGCACAACAAUCGUCAAUGAAGCUGACAUUGUUGUGGAGGAAAAGCACUUCGACUAUCGUGAGUUUUGCAAUGCUGAUGUUGCACUCGUAUCACAGAUGCUAUAUAAAACGAAUACUGUUGUCGCUACCUCUCACUCAAAAGCACUCAAGUGGCUGGGAUCAAUGAUUGAUGGAUCACAAAGUCUCGUAGUACUACUGGAAGUUAUCCACGCGUCGGGAACAAUCCAAAUCUUGUGCGAGAUUCUGCAUGCAUCCGGUAUAUCACGUGUUUCUGGGGGUAGCAGCAUGUUGAAUGACGGUCAGGAACUUGGUCUGUACGCACUUUUCGCACUAGCCGCUUUUGUUCAGCCUGAUGCAAAGUGUUGGGGCCCUUUGCAGCUUUUUCCUGUAAUGAGUUUGAUCCGCGAUGAUUCUGUCCCAAUGAAGAGCUCUGGUUUGCAAGAUGUAAAACACCUGUACAAGCUUUGCGUUAAAAUCCACACAGAAGUUGGCUCUCAGCUUCUUAACAGUGGUGGGAUAAGUAAUCUGAUUUCUUUGCUCGGAGAUGAAAUUGCCGAGCGUGGCAGUUAUGAUGGUGACACAGACGUAGAAGAAGAUGACGACGCCAAUCAGUCUACAAUUAGCUGCAUUUUAAAGAUCCUCGUGCAUGCAUGUCGAGCUUCUUCUUCUCUGUCCAAAAAGCUAACGAUAACGAAAGUUGUCUUGCAGAAUCGUGGCGACAGCGAUAUUCUAACGAUUCUGCUAUGGGGAACGACUUCAGCAGGCUUGCACAAGAAUGAACAAUACUUUGCAACGGAACUGUUGUCAGUCUUCCUGCGGCGUGGAAUUCUUUCAAAACCACAGAUUUGGCGCUGUGCGCAAACUUUGUUCCCACUACUUCUGAACGUGACUCAUACUGCUUUAUUGAGCGCGCUGAGCUCUUUUUUCGCUGAAGUGAUUGAAAUCUGCAAUAUUGACGAGUCCGUACUUGGCAGUGAUGGCAAUCCAGACGGAUUAGAUCCCCAGAGCAUGGAGCUAUGGAAUCUUGUUGUUCAUGGGGCUCUUACACAGCGCUGCUCCGAUGCAAUUUUCCAUUUAUUCAGCAACAGCGCAACAGGCGGGGAAGUCGAAAGUAUAAGGAAGCCUCAGGUGCUCACUAACUACAACUUGCGAUCACAGGGUCUGCUAGACUCAGGAAUUGUUUUUCUACUGCGCGUUGCGUCCAAAGCUUUAUCACAGGCGCCUUCUCGAAGUCAAAAUGAAGAAGAAGGCGUUACAAUGUCCGUCAAGAUUACAAUGUUUUUGGAUGUUUUCAUGCACGAUCGCGUGUGGAAAGUUUUUGAAGAUAUGAUGGCAAGUGGCGGAGGAGAUCAGUUGUCACCUUGGGGGUUGUUUUGCUUUUUGAAACUAUUGCGGAUUGUACAAGAGAUACAAUGCGAUGUGACGCAGAUAAAAGUCGCCCAUCUAUUACAGCAUUUAGUGAAUGCACUUGAGCUUAAGCAUAUUGAACACCUUUUUUACUGGCCAGAGGUAGUUGGAGGUGGAAGUAAUGCUGUAAAAGCGCUUGUACACGCUAUUGUGAAGGUUCUUGGUAUUCCAUUUAUGCGCAAUGUGUCGGAGGAGCUGCUCGUAAAUACUCAAGAAAUUCUGUAUAACUCGAAAUGCGUCGAGAAACUUCUCGGCGUCCUUUGCUAUGUUUUAUCCACAAGAGAGCUUCAGUUGGAGACGUCUGUACUGGAAUUACCAGUGAGUUUUUUGUCCCGUUUAGUAACGAGUUCGUCACAUUUUGGCUUACAAUUUGUGGAAGCUGAUGGUAUGUUGAUCAUCAAAGAAUGCAUCGCACUGUGCAGUAACUGCUCACCUUCACUUCUCAUCGACUUAUUGAUGAUUGUGAGUCAGCUUGCUCGUAGCUCGGAGACCUACUAUACCUGUAUUUUGACGGCAAAUCUUCUCCCUCAAAUCUACGAGCUGCUUCAGCACCCAGACGCGAUGGUCAGGGCAAAAACGCUGAACUGUAUUGGAAACUUAUGUCGCCACUCGACACUUUUCUACCACCAUCUUAUCACACCUCUUGAUGAACAUUCAGCUACUGACACUGUUCUGGAUGGAAUGAUUCGUGCGUUAUCUGACUCGGAGAAUUACGUUCGACGAUUUGCAUGUUCUGCUAUUGGCAAUGCAGCUUUCCAUAGUAGUGAACUGUACAAUGCACUGCGUCGUGCCAUUCCUCUUCUAGUUCAAAAUCUCCAUGAUGGGACGGAAAAAACACGGUCAAAUGCUGCAGGAGCUCUCGGUAACUUUGUUCGCAACUCUGAGGAACUGUACAAAGACCUUUGCGCUAGUCAAGUACCUUGGAAGCUACUUGAGCUUGCCAUGACGGAAAUGAAUACUGCUACACGUCGCAUUGUCAUUUUUUCUUUGGGUAACUUUUGUGCGUAUCCCGAGUGUUUGAACAUGCUCAUUGAUACCGAACCCAAUUUUAUUGAUACUCUCCAGUGCUUGUACGAUAAAGUCCUAGUCGACGAAGUGUCGAGACGAAACAUUUGCUGUAUUUUCUCAGCCAUUGAGGCACUGGAUCUCCUCGAAACGGAAUAA